UGCAAAACAAAUAUAAUAAAGAAACUAAAAAUUGUGCUAACCUCUUCACAAUAUAAUCAUGAAGUGUGUUAAACUAAACAAAACUUCAAAGCCUACUAAAGUAAAAAAUCUAUCAGAUUUACAGCAAAUUCCGGCCCAAGAAGCUUUCGAGAAAUUCGCCAAAGAAUCAGACGAGGGGUCAGUGCUAACACGACUGCUCAAAGUCGGGUUCUCUUUGGAUGACAUCAGUUCCCUUAGAAAGAACGUUGGUGAUAGAGUCGCAACCUUAGGAUCAGAUGGUGUGAUAUAUUGUAAUCGAGACGAUGGGAUGUUCUCCGCGAUCUUAGCUGCUUAUAAUAAUCAUUGGAAGCUUAGAACUUCGCCAGAUGAUUGGUGGUUUUGUGUCAUAAAACUGGUUGCUCUUGCUAUCGAUAGAAAUGCUGGAAAGGAAAGUGUUCGACAGAUGUUUGUGGAACAUGAAGGAAAGAAGACGCUUUGUGUGGAUGUACCAACUCUUUGUAUCUACGAUGUAGAUUAUAACGUCUUCUUCCAGCAAAUGUCAGAACAGAUCGCCGAAAAUAUCAAAGUUCCUUCGUAUGUUGACCUCGUCACGGCUGAUUUCACAACCACAACACCAGCGACAAAAAUUGCUUCUCAAAUUACCAUCAUGUCAUCCCUACAGGAGUUUUUUGACUACGAUAUGAAAACGUCCUGUGGCAUUCCUGCGAUUGAAAUGUUAGGAAGCAAAGAAGACUGGGAGCAUUUGGGAGAAAAACUUGAGAAACUAAAGGAAAUUCUAAAGCCAAUCCUUGAUGACAUCGGGCUUCCUGGUGAUUGGUGGAAAAGCGCCGAAGAAGUUUUCAAAAAGCUGUUAAAAACAUAUGAAGGAAAUCCUGAUAAGAAAUGGUGGGAUAAGAUUUUGAGUUUCGAGGGAGCCAGUUUUUCUGGACAGAUUUCUGGCUAUACUGGUUGGAUUACCAGAUUUAUUGAAGGGUCUUCAGAACGAAUCGCGCCAGAAACUUUUACAUCCGGACUGGCGACAGUUCCAUUGAAAAUCAAACGUCCAGAUGGCUUCGAGGACACAGCUGCUCUUGUUGCAGGAAUGCUGGGGUUUACAUUGUAUGAAGAAAAAAUCCCUGUUGUACAACCUUUUCAAGGCUGGUCUAUGUUGUUGCCGGAGAAUUCUCCAUUUCGUUCCAAGACUGCUGCUUAAAAAUGAUAUCAAAUUGUCGAACGAAAAGGAUCUUUAACUCUCAGCAAACAAACGAUGUGAGAAAAACAAAUAAAGAAUUACAACAAACACCUUACAUUACAGUAAAUUUAAAACUAUAAAUAUAAUAUUUGGGCAUAUUUUACAUAAAAUUUCAAGACCUCC
Messenger RNA from Dendronephthya gigantea, 1354 nucleotides. RefSeq lists its product as uncharacterized. The coding region runs from base 59 to 1192 and encodes 377 amino acids. Lineage: Eukaryota; Metazoa; Cnidaria; Anthozoa; Malacalcyonacea; Nephtheidae. The transcript has 2 exons. The record is from RefSeq and is a predicted model, not a curated record.